This is a messenger RNA of Cynocephalus volans (Philippine flying lemur), 4235 nucleotides long. RefSeq names its product taxilin gamma (gene TXLNG). The record is from RefSeq and is a predicted model, not a curated record. Bases 90 to 1541 code for a protein of 483 amino acids. Gene Ontology annotation, biological process: regulation of cell cycle. Gene Ontology annotation, molecular function: syntaxin binding. The transcript is spliced from 10 exons. NCBI's taxonomy places the organism in Eukaryota, Metazoa, Chordata, Mammalia, Dermoptera, Cynocephalidae.
AUGAGGACAGUCUGGACUCACAUCUAUGUAGUUGGAACACGGAGGAGUAUUGCAAUAGCCCUUUUGGAUAACUGUUUGAAAUUGGCACAAUGGAAGAAGCUGGAAUUUGUGGGCUAGGGGUGAAAGCGGAUAUGUUGUGUAACUCUCAAUCAAAUGAUGUUCUUCAACAUCAGGACUCCAAUUGUGCUGUCACAAGUAACAAGCACUCAUUGGAAGAGGAUGAAGGCAGUGACUUUAUAACAAAGAACAGGAAUUUGGUGAGCCCAGUGUACUGCACACAAGAGUCAAGAGAAGAAAUUCCUGGACGAGAAACUCGAACAGAUCCCCCUGAUGGUCAGCAAGAUUCAGAAUGCAACAGGAACAAAGAAAAAACCUUAGGAAAAGAAGUUUUAUUACUGAUGCAAGCCCUAAACACCCUCUCAACCCCAGAGGAGAAGCUGGCAGCUCUCUGUAAGAAAUAUGCUGACCUUCUGGAGGAGAGCAGGAAUGUUCAGAAGCAAAUGAAGAUUCUGCAGAAGAAGCAAGCUCAGAUUGUGAAAGAGAAAGUUCACUUGCAGAGUGAACACAGCAAGGCUAUCUUGGCAAGAAGCAAACUAGAGUCUCUUUGCAGGGAGCUUCAGCGUCACAAUAAGACGUUAAAGGAGGAAAAUAUGCAACAGGCACGAGAGGAAGAAGAACGACGUAAAGAAGCAACUGCACAUUUCCAGAUUACUUUAAAUGAAAUCCAGGCCCAGCUGGAACAACAUGACAUACACAACACCAAACUCCGACAGGAGAACAUAGAACUGGGAGAGAAGCUGAAGAAGCUCAUUGAACAAUAUGCACUGAGAGAGGAGCAUAUUGAUAAAGUGUUCAAACAUAAGGAACUGCAGCAACAGCUUGUGGAUGCCAAACUUCAGCAAACAACACAGCUGAUAAAAGAUGCUGAUGGAAAACAUCAGAGAGAAAGAGAGUUUUUAUUGAAAGAAGCAACAGAAUCGAGGCACAAAUAUGAACAAAUGAAACAGCAAGAAGUACAACUAAAGCAGCAGCUUUCUCUUUAUAUGGAUAAGUUUGAAGAAUUCCAGACUACCAUGGCAAAAAGCAAUGAACUAUUUACAACCUUCAGGCAGGAAAUGGAAAAGAUGACAAAGAAAACUAAAAAACUGGAAAAAGAAACAAUAAUAUGGCGUACCAAAUGGGAAAACAAUAAUAAAGCACUUCUGCAAAUGGCUGAAGAGAAAACAGUCCGUGAUAAAGAGUACAAGGCCUUUCAGAUAAAACUGGAACGGUUAGAGAAGCUGUGCAGGGCUCUUCAAACGGAAAGAAAUGAGCUGAACGAGAAGGUGGAAGUCCUGAAAGAGCAGGUCUCUGUCAAAGCAGCAGACAGGGAUUUAGCAGUGUCUGCACUGCAGCCCUGCACUGCCAUGGAUUCUCACAAGGAGCUGAACACUGCCUCGAAAAGAGCCCCAGGAGUGCACCUGGAGGCCGAGCCCCAGGUGGCCGGCGACAAAAGCGCCCCUUCCGCAGGCUUCAUGCCAGGCAUUGAGUCCGUUGACUAAGACAAAGUGUGACUACUGUAUUGAGAGAUAUAUUUUGUGUAUAACUUUCUGUUAGUAGUAACUAUUGGUUUUGUGGUGAAAAUUUUCUUACUUUUUCUACCAUAUCUGUAUUUUCUUAGAACUACUGGACUUAUGUGGUACAGGAGGCUGCUUAGCAGUUUUGAAUAGUUUUAAUCUAUAAAUUUUCCUCAGCUGUGUUGCACAUCUGCCUCAUUUCCCCCCUUCAUAGGAAUGCAUGUGUUCAUUUCCUUGUUCUCUCUUCCCUGCUCCUUGCAUUAGGAUCCUAAUGAAAAUUUCACUCAAGACAGGGCCAAUCAUUACAAGGGAACUUUGUUCUGACAGUAGUUCCUUGAUGUGAAAACAAUAUUAAUUUAAACAUCUUGCCCCCCCCAUUAAUAUUUUUUAAAAAUAAUCAAGAUUAGAAAUGCCAGGUAGAAAUAAAACUCUAGUGUUGGCUCAGAAACAUAGUAUAUUUGAUUCAAAUUAGCUUUUUGAUAUAUUUAUAUCACUUGACAAAUUGAGAAGGCUGCAAGCCUCAGAAUCCCUCUAAGGUUUGGCAGAAUAUGUAUAUAAAGAUGUCACUUGUGAACAAAGUAGUAUAUUCAGGCACAUCACUGGACAAACAGGCUUAACGUUUAUGUGACUUUAGAAGUACUUAUACUGCUUUGAUUUCAAGUUAGAGCCCAUUUGUGGAAUCUGAUCACCUGAUGCUUACUGUAGAGGAUGGUGGUUUGUGUUUGAUUCCAAUUUGGGUACGUAUUUUCCACUUCCUACAGAAAGCUGAUUAUUCUUUGAAAACGGCUGAUGACGUUUGCAGCCACUUCCAGUCCCUUGUCAACUGAAGAUGAUGAGGGUGAAUUCCCACGUAGCUUUCACUAGGGCACAGUUCCUCUUCUACCUUCUGGCUCCUGUUGGUGUUCAAUUGUUAUAGGAGUCUCACCAGCAAAGUACUCCAGGUUUUUAAAAAAGGAAUUUUAAUUGUGGAGCAGUGCUACCUGAAACCGAUUUCUUUUCCGAAACAAACACUGGAACCAACAUUUUUAGUGUGGGAAAACUUGGUGAGUGUUCAGUAGUCAGGACUUAUUUAUUCUUUGUCUGUUUCCCACCCCUUUCUUAGUUUUUUUUUUUUUUUUUUUUUUUUAAAGGAAAAACCAGUAUUAUCAAGUCUCUACACUUGGAAUGGGGUAAAUUUUGAAAUUAAGCACAUAACUUUUGAAUUAUUUUGUCUUUUUCAGUGUUGACUGUGGCUCAGUUAUGCAAAUGAUUAAUCAGGCUGCACUGAUGAGUUUCGAUUUUGUCUCGUAUAAUUUGCAUUGAAAUACUUUAUGAAAUAAAAAGGUUCUACGAGAACUGAUGUUAGCACAUUCCACUGAGCAAAACUAUCAAACUGACAAACUUGUUAAAUUGCUUACUGGACUGAAUAAACUCCGUUUUGUCCAGUUAAAAAGGUUUUCUCUUUGUUAAAAGUUUUGUUUGUAAAGUCCUGUCACAUUAAUAGUCUAAACUGGGUUGAAAGAAUUGAAAAUUGUCCAAUAGAUAGGAAACAGUGCCUGGAGUGGAGGAUUAUAUCUAAGCUUCCGCCAUCAGUCAUGUUAAUCAAUCAAGGGGCCAGACAGUGGAGGAGAAGAAAUCCACAAAGUAGGUUAUCUAAUUACUCUGUCAAAAUGAGUCAGAAGCAAGAACAAUACCCUCCAACAGCCUCUUAUAAAUACCCCUCUUUGGCUACUAAAUGAAAUACUGGACUGAUUCAUUUCUCCAGGAAAGAAAUGAACAUAUAUCAGAAAUAUAAUCUACCAUAAAAUUAGUACUAAUGAUCACAUUUCACAAGAACUCUGCUGGAUGUACAGCUCUUAAUGUUUUAAGCCACUUGUGUAGCCCACCACGUUUCUUUGUGGUGCUUGUCCUGUGUGGGAGAUUGUAAAUCUUGGACCUGUUGCAUAUUUUUAAGGGCUUUAUAAAGCAAUGUGACUAACAGUACUUGGCCUGCUGCUUUUGGCUUACUGUGUAUUUUAAGCUAGAUGCUAUCACGGUGUUUAAAGAAUAUGGAUUCUGUCUGGGAUGCAUUUGAAUUGUGUCCUUUCAGAAUCUCUCCUCCCAUUACUCUGUGAAUAAAAACAAAUGGGACCCUCUGGGAAGGAGACCCUCUUUCACCUCACCAGCCCUGUGUUGUGGCUUUGUAGCACACCAUGUAUCUACCAUAUUCUAGAACACUGUAAUGCUACUAGGCUGGCCCAGAAAAAGUUUAAAUGUUGAAUUCACUUAAAUUGCAUUUGUUGCACCGUCACUGAGUCUUGAUGUGUAUUAUUUAUAGUGGCAGUGGACUCCAAGAUGUAGAGAAAACUUGGGUCUUGGAUAAUGUACCAUUUCAUCCUCAGACUUGUAGGAGUACUUUUCUUGGUCCUGAGACCAGUAUUUUUUAGUUACAUAUGCAACUGCCUUUAUUACACCUGGUUAUCACAAUUCAAUUCUCAGGUGUUGCAGAAAAAUCUACCUCUUUCAGACUGUAGAUGGAAAUAACUGUGAAAAAAAAUGCAGAUAUCUUCUAGUUUGUGCUAAACACACUGCUUUAUUUUUACAGCCCACGUCUUUCAUGAGGAUACGAAUUGUUAGAGGCAGUCUUGUUUUGCUUUUCAAAGACAUUUUGUAGAGAUUUUUCACUAAUGUGAAUCUGAUUUUAUCUACUCAAUUCUGUAU